CGGUGGAAGAUGGCGGCCGACAUGAGGCUGCUCGGGUUGGUGGAGGAGUUUGUGAGUGGAUUGCAGGACGGGGCGGCCAACGACUUAGCCACAGGUGUCAUUGAUGGGAAGUGUACUGCACUGGAAAUUGUGGAAGCUUUGGGGAAAUGUUUGACGAAUUCUGAGCCAAGAGUAAGAAGCCGGGGGAUUCAGCUCCUCUCUCAGGUUUUGCUGCUGGCUUAUUCAUCUCUCAAACAAAGAGAAGUGGAGGCACUGGCUAUCUUCUAUAUAGAUCGACUGAAGGAUCAUUACAUUAUCACACCUUAUGUCUUGCAAGGGUUGAAAGCCUUGAGUAUGAGCUCUGUUCUGCCAGAAGGGUUGGCUGUAACGAUGUUGAAGGCAUUGUUCCAGGAGGUACAUGUCCAGUCCCUGAUGCAAUCUGAUCGGCAUUCUGUGUACACCAUCAUCUCAAAUUUAAUGGAUACCAGAGAGCAAGAACUGAAGAGUUUGGCAGCAGACUUCACAUUUGGUUUUAUUCAAGCAAUGGAUGGAGAGAAGGACCCACGGAAUUUAUUAAUGGCUUUUCAGAUCUCCAGGGACAUCAUCGUCAACAAUUAUGAACUUGGGAACUUUGUGGAAGAGUUCUUUGAGAUCACUUCAUGCUAUUUUCCCAUUGAUUUUACACCGCCUCCAAAUGACCCACAUGGGAUAUCUCAGGAGGAGUUAGUGUUGAGUCUGCGAUCUGUACUUACUGCCACACCCCGGUUUGCAGAGUUCCUAUUGCCACUCCUGAUUGAGAAACUGGAUUCGGAUGUUCAGAGUGCCAAAGUGGAUUCCCUUCGGACUCUGACAACAUGCUGCAGAGAUUAUAGGAAGAAGGAGUUGAAAGAAUUCCUACCAGCUCUUUGGCAUUCUAUACGCAGAGAGGUCUUUCAGACAGCAAGUGAAAAGAUUGAAGCUGAAGGUCUUGCUGCUCUCCAGGCAUUAUCAACUAGUCUGUCCAAGUCAGUUAUCGAUUCGGAUGCAGAGGAUAGUCUGGAUGAAUUCCUCAAUAAUGUUCUACAAGAUUGCAAGCAUCACCUGUGUGAACCAGACAUGAAACUCGUGUGGCCAAGUGCAAAGCUGCUCCAGGCAGCUGCGAGUGCUUCCUACAGAGCAUGCUCCAAGAUCAACAGCUGCAUAUUUCCUCUGUUGCUGGAACAAUUCAAUAAACAUAAACAGAGUAGCCAACGUUGGACAAUCUUGGGAAUUUUGAAAAUUUUCAUUAAACUAAUCCAAAAGUGGGACCGAGAUGAGGAAGAUGAGAAUCCCCUGUGUGCCUUUAAGGAUCAGCUUUGUGUCCUGGUAUUCUCUGCACUGACUGAUUCCAGUGUCCAACUGCAAAUGGUGGGGACUAGCACUUUGGCAGUUCUGGCAUCACAGAAAGAUUUGCUGUCUUCCUCCGACAUCGAGUUGAGUGUAGACCACUUGAACAGACUGAUCCUACAGGAGGCUGACCCUCAAGUUUGUGCCGCAGCAUUGGAAGCUUCCACGAUCAUUUCUGCAAUCCACCCCUCUGCUUUCAUCACUAAGAUGGUUCCAGCACUGACACAGGAUUUAAAUACAGAACGGAUGGAAGUGAAGGAUGAUGGCGAACCUCUUGCACCGUCUGGUAAUGCUCUGCAUCAGCGCAGUAUACAGGCUCUGGCUGCCAUUUCCACACACCCCAGUAUAGUGAAGAGAACAGUCCCAGUCCUGCUGCAGCAUCUGACCAAUUUACAGAAAGGAACUUCAGGCAAUGAAAGCGAAAUGGCCAUCUUGAUCUGCCAGAGCCUGCAACUAGUGGCAGAACACUGUCGAGGUGCUGAAGAGAGCAACCAGUACUUUCACCAAAUGGUUGUCCCAUGCCUACUGGGACUGGCCAUCCAGACAGCUGUGCAAGACUGUGCGUCUGAGGUCCGGCUUGGCAUCCUGUGUGAGGAACAGGUAAUCACGGCGUUUGGGACUGUGAUCAGCACUGCCUACAGUGAUGGCGAGACAGAACGAGCUUCAAGAACAAUCUCCCAGAUUGUGGCCUUGUACCUUGAUGGGGAUGUCUCCUCCUUGCCUGAAAAUAAUCUUUCCAGAAAGUUCCAGCCUUUUCAGUCACCGGAUUCUCCGUGGCCACAAACUCAGCUGAUUGCCCUUCUGCAGGCUGCUGUCUGCUCCCUGCCAAAGAAUAUAAUAGUACCACAACAGGGGAGGUUGUUGGAACGACUAAUGGAGCUAGCUUGCACCAGCGACCAUCGAUUCACUUACACGUCUGCUGCUAAAUGCAUUGCUGGCCUCAUCAACAAAUACCCUGCAGGUGAACAGUUGGACUCUGUUCUCCAGGAUGUGUUGAAAAAGAUUGACAGUGGGCUGGAGAGGAACGCUGGAGUUUGUGCACAGGCUACUAGCAGGACCCGAGUUUUCACCUUACUGCUGUGGUUAACAAAAUCACUUGUGCUGCGCUAUCACUCUCUUGCUGCCACAUUGACUGACAAGCUGAUACAGCUGCUCACUGACCCCGAUCUGGGAACUGAGGCAGCGGACGGAUUCUCCGUGUUGGUCAGCGACUCCUCGGAUGUCCUGAACAAGGCCACUCACGCCGACAUUCGCAUCAUGUACCGGCAGCGAUUCUUCACCGAGAACGUCCCCAAACUGGUCCAGGGCUUCCACUCAGCCAGUGAAGGUAAUAAGUCGAACUACCUGAAGGCACUUUCUCACGUGUUGAACAGUCUUCCGAAGCAGGUCCUGAUGACAGAGCUCCCGUCGCUGCUGACUCUGUUGUUGGAGGCUUUGUCGUGCUCAGACCAGGUGGUCCAGUUGUCCACACUGGGCUGUUUGCAUCCUCUUUUGCUGGACGCCACUCAGACCAUGAGCUUGCAUGUAGAUACUUUAGUGAACAAAUUGCUCAAUCUGACUUCCAGCCCUGCCAUGAAAGUCCGUAUUGCGUCCUUACAGUGCAUGCAUGCACUGACCAAGCUGCCUCCACAUGUGAUCCUGCCCCACAAAUCCCAGGUAAUCCAAGCCCUGGCUAAACCCUUAGAUGACAAGAAGCGACUGGUGAGGAAGGAAGCAGUCAGAGCUCGGGGAGAAUGGUUUCUUUUAGGGAGCCCAGGCAGUUGAUGCACGUCCACCUGACCAGAGAGAGAGAAAGACGACAAUCAGACGAGGCCGAGCCUGUCCGGCACAUUUACAACCAGUGGCCUGUUCAACUUAACAUUCCAAGCCUCUCAAAAAUAACACAAUAAAAAUUAAAUCCAGUUUUUCUUACAAAAGAAAAAGUUUUCCAGCGGAAAUGAAGACUGAAAUAAUGAAGAAUUUGCACCUUUAACCAAUUUACGACUAUUUAAAUAAGCACAUUUCAUUCAGCACCUCGGUGGUCUCAGAAUGGCCCUUGUGUAGAGUAUGGUAAUUUUUCACCUUGUAUGAUAUGACAAAGCAGCCUCACUAACUGAGCAAAUUGCCUAAUUCGUUCUAGUAACUGAGCAAAGAUUGAGAGAGACAAGACACCAUGGCAAAUGUCCUGUAGGACUUUAGCAUCAAAUAGCUCUGCAGUGAUUCUGCUGUAUUGCAGUUGAGAUGGUUCAUUUCACCUAAUGUGUACCAGGACAAACCUGUACACAAUCCUGGAAUCUCAGGAGUGAGUUACAGACUGGAAACUAAUCGAAGGGUUUGGGUGAUUUAUAUAUGCCACAACAGAUAUUUGGGAGUGAGUUACAAAAUUAAUCGAAGGGUUCAAGAGAUUCUAUGUGAAAUAACAGGUACCUGAGAGUAAGUUACAGACUGCAAUGUGAUCAAGAGGUUUCGUUGAUUUAUAAAUGGAAUAACAGACACCUAGGAAUUUGUUAUGAAUUAAUCCAAGAGCUUGGAGUUUUAUAUAUAGAACGACUAAUACCUAAGUGUGAAUUACAGGCUGGAACUUAAUCAAUAGGUACUGUGUUGAAAUUGCUUUCUUUGUUUUUAAAGUGCAUCUCCUUGAAAUUCUCCUUGGCUGACUCUCUGUGAGUCAGGUGAUGCAUGUUUUUUUUUAGAUUGAUAUGUACUAUAAACCAUAUAUUGCAGAAUGUAGUGUACUGCUGUUAAGUUGAAGCUGCUUUUAGCGGUGGCCUGUCUUUUCAGGCUGUCAGGUCUAACUACUGUAGGUCAGUCUGAGUGUCAUUUUUGCUGAUGAGGAUGGUUUGAAAAUUGCUAAGUGCUAAGAACCAGAACAAAAUACCCGUCUUGUAAAAACUGUGAUCUUUUUGAAGUAUGACAGGUGUGACAAGGUGCAAGACUUGUAGUGGAGUAUGAGUGAUAGAGGUAUUCCAUAGUUAGGAUUCCAUUUACUGAGUAAUGAUACCAGAGUGGUCUUGGUCCACUGAGAAAUAACAUGAAUGAUGUAUACCUGUCAGCUUCAAAAAUUGGGUAAAACAGGAGUGAAAUCACUUGUAUUUUUGUUAUUGCUGCCCAUCCCCUCCCCGGUUUAGUAUGUCUCGUGCAUAUUUGUUAACGCGUAUCAUAUUUACACUCUGGACACCUUAGCAUUAUUACAGAAUGGGGAAGGAUGAUGAAUAGUCAGGGGUAAAGCGGAACACAGCAGAAAAAGGUGCAUGUGGAAAACAAGUCAGGGCAAUGGUAGAAUGCCCAAGGUAAUAGAAUAUUUGCACUUUUUUUUGAGGGGGGUGACCCCUCCACUUGAAGCCCUUCUCUCUGCCGGGUAUUAUUUUGGGAGGAGCAGCUUACUGACAACCAUCAGACUGUCUUGCUAUGUGCAUUUGCUCUGUAAUCAUUGGCUGAUUACUGCCUAGGCAUUGCACAGUCUACACUGAAUGAACUGAUUCCAGACAGAACUUCAUUUGUCCUCUGUGAUGGUAAAGCUGAUUGAUAACUCUAGUGGAUGAAUGAGCAUGUAUUAUCUGGGAGGUUUGUCAAAAAUUGUCUUGAGGAAAUGUUUUUCUGGCCACAACUUUUACCAAAAUAAUGCACAUUGCUGGCAUUGUGCUAAAACAUUAAAAUCUUGUAUCAGUAUCUUGGAUUAGUUAAAGGGAAAUAGGACUAGAAUCACUGUCUCUCACUCUUGCUGACUAAUCACAAACUAUCGUUUGAAACAAAAACAAAUUUCUGGAGAAAUUCAGCAGGUCUGGCAGCGACUGUGGAGAUAAAGCAAUGUCACUGUUUCUGGACCAGUGAUCUUUGUGCAGAAGUGUUCUGAAGAAAGGUCACUGGCCCCUGACAAGUGGUGCCAGACGUCUGAGUUUCUCCAGCAACUUCCUUUUUUCCAGAUCUGCAGCAUCCACCACCCUGUUGUUUUUUUGUUUACCAGUUUAUAAUUUCUUGGGUGACUUCCUUGGUUCAGUGAUAAUCUCAGUGUACUCUUUGUCCUGUCACUGAUUCUCACCAACCUCCAUGCCCUAUCAUUGACAGGCAAUGACCUCUAUAUUCACAUAAUAUCCUACUAAGUUCUGUCACUCCAAACUGGCCUGCUGUGAUGUUCUUUUCAAACCAUUAAUGUUUUCAUCUAUAACGUUGCUUCUUUUAAUCGCUAAUUUUGUACUGAUGUUAAGACUUGUGUGUAACUGGGGAGACCGUUGUGAAUUUGCCUUUGAUAUUCUCCCACAGUUAGAUGGAAACUCAAAUUCCCUCCAUUUCUUCCACCCUUUUCCCACAUCUGCUCUGUAAAUUUACUCUUUCUUCAAACUGAGGACAGAUUAUAUAUUUCCCUGUCAAUCUCAUUUUCAUUCUCUGUUUCUGUUCCUGCCAAAAUUGAGGAUUUGUUGAGGAUUUUUUUUUGACAUCUCAAGCCUAUGCCAUCCAUUUUUAAACUUGGCAGUCAAUAAUUACUGCUGUAUAGCUCUGUCUUGCAAACUUUAGACCAUUUCUAAAGAAAGUAUUUCUACAGCCUGGAUUGUUUGUAGAUUGUUUUGAUAGUUUUGUUUAUUUGUUUGAAGUUGAUGCCAGAAAGUUCCAUUUUAAUCCUCUGCUCCUUCUUGCUUCUGGUAAGGUGCUCUAACUCAAAGCACUUCCCUUUGGCUUUUGGUUUGACAGAGCUAAGUGGACGACACGAUGUGCUGUGCACACGCAGCUUUUACGUAGAACAAAGACAGUGGUGAAAAUGAAAGGUGACACUUACUGAGCCUUUACUAGUUCCACCCAACUAGUUUAUAAAAACGUGUGGUCUGUAACUGUUACCUGCACAACUCUUAAUGUAAGAUUAACUCUCCACUGGAGAAAUAAUUAACAAUUUUUAAAAAUAAA
This is a messenger RNA of Hemiscyllium ocellatum (epaulette shark), 6219 nucleotides long. It is a transcript of the gene mms19, whose product is annotated as MMS19 homolog, cytosolic iron-sulfur assembly component. Gene Ontology annotation, biological process: iron-sulfur cluster assembly. Gene Ontology annotation, cellular component: cytosolic [4Fe-4S] assembly targeting complex; MMXD complex. The transcript is spliced from 31 exons. Lineage: Eukaryota; Metazoa; Chordata; Chondrichthyes; Orectolobiformes; Hemiscylliidae. Bases 10 to 3108 code for a protein of 1032 amino acids. The record is from RefSeq and is a predicted model, not a curated record.